Molecule: messenger RNA, 1147 nt
Organism: Micropterus salmoides (largemouth bass)
Lineage: Eukaryota; Metazoa; Chordata; Actinopteri; Centrarchiformes; Centrarchidae
Product: visual system homeobox 2
Exons: 3
Coding region: 30-842 (270 amino acids)
Biological process (GO): regulation of transcription by RNA polymerase II
Molecular function (GO): DNA-binding transcription factor activity, RNA polymerase II-specific; RNA polymerase II transcription regulatory region sequence-specific DNA binding
Source: RefSeq, a predicted model, not a curated record
CUUAAUAUUGGACUCUUAAUAGCUUGGACAUGUUUGGCCCAAGGCAGCUGGUGUCUACUCUCCUGCCUGCAGUUUUCCAUUCACCUGCAGCUCACUUUUUCCCUGCAUUCCCAAGCAGGCUGGGUUCCCAACCUCAGAUCCUGAUCCCAGGGCCCUUUAUCAGCUAUGAAUCCUUGAGGAAUUAUUUGCAGCCAGAGACAUGCAAGGAAGCUUUGCUCCUGGCCACACAGGCAGUCGGGAUGGGGCCACUCACAGAGGGCAUAGAUGAACAGAGGCCAGUGAAGCAGCGUCGUGCACGAGCCAACUACAGCAGCUGGCAACUGGAGGAGCUGGAGAAGGCCUUCGAGACCACCCACUACCCAGACAUCUUCAUGAGGGAAGCCCUCGCCGUCAGACUGGACCUCAUUGAGGCCAGAGUACAGGUUUGGUUUCAAAACCGCCGUGCCAAGAUGAGACGACAGCUGAAACUCCAGGGCCAGCUUGCAGGACCUUAUGUAAAAAGAGACAAUGAUGAAACGCCUGAGACACCGAGCAGGACUUUAAAACAGCAGACAGAGAGUUCAGAUGGCGAGCACUGGGAGAGACGACAGGACGGAGAAAACUAUCCAUGGACAAAAGAUGUGACUGCUGCGCUGAGCGUGCAUAUGCAGCCUGUGACCCAGAGGUCAGGGAAGUGGGCGAGGCUGGAGGGGCCGACCUCAGAGGAGCUCCGCUCUUGCAGCAUCGCCAAGUUGAGGGCCAAAGCCAGAGAGCAUGAGGCAGAGAUCCACAGCACUGUAAACAUGUCAGGAGGCAACACACAGUCACAAACACAGGAAGCUGAUGCCAUGCACAAUGAUUGAUCAUUUUCCUUCUUCCUGUUUGUACAGAUAAUCUUAACUAAAAAAAAGUGUAUACUAUUACUAUGCUGGAACAAAACUACCUGGGACGAGGCGCUUAAUUAUUUAGCCAUUAUUAAUAAAAUAUUUCUUGCAGUAUAAAAUAAUAGUUAUCCUCUGUAAAAUUAUGAACAAAUUGUAAUCUUUUUAAAUUUUAUUUUUAUGGUACAUUGCAAAUAACAUCUUUGUGACAUUUUCUAUUUUUAAAAUUUCUUUUCUCAUGUAUUGCUGUUUUGUCCAUUUUGAUAAAACUAUAGAAUUGUAAAACA